AUGGGCGAUGGCAGCAUUACUCCCAGGCUCGGCAACAUGAAAGCGUUUCUAGGUUUAGUUGCCGGCGCUGGAGCUUCCUACGGUUUAUAUAAACUCAUUAGCGGGGAGAGUUUUAAGAGAAACAAAAAAAGUGCUGCCAAUGAAAGUGCUGGUGUGAGGAGCAGUCAGCCCAGUGAAGGUACCCUGCAGCCGGGCAGCCUGCUGGCCAGAGUGUCCGGACUGGAUGUGGUCUGUCCCCGACCUGUGGGGGGUGCUUCAGGUGACCUCGCCCACCAGUCCCCUGGCAACCUGGAUCUACAGCACUUGAAAAUGCUGCUGUCAUGUCUGCAGACCAGCAAUAAUACAACCGACAGAUGUCGGAUCCUACUUACGCUAGGAAAUUCUGCUGCCUUUACUGUGAAUCAGAAUCUUUUACGGGAAUUUGAAGGGAUUCAUAUCAUAGCUGGUUUCCUCUCUGAUCCUGCACCAGAGGUUAGAGUGCAGACUCUGAAUGCUUUGAAUAAUCUAUGUAUGAACAUCCAAAACCAGGAACAAAUAAAGGUUUAUGUGCCACAAGUGUUGGAGCUGAUUGAGAUGUCUCCAGUGAACUCUGAGCUCCAGCUUGGUGCUCUCAGGCUGCUGACCAACCUUUCAGUCACAGAUAAACAUCAACACUUGCUAAAAGGAUCAAUUACACUUUUACUCUCUCUAGUUGUUGUGAGCAAGGAAACUUUACAGGUUCAGGCUUUGAAAGUCCUUGUAAAUCUGUCAUCCAAUCCAGAUAUGAUGGAUGACAUUGUUCAAGCUCAGGCGCCAGCUUCUGUUGUGCUGCUGUUUGACGCACGAACAGCCUCUGCCGUGCUUCUACGAUUGCUGACGUUCGCAGGGAACUUAAAGGCCUGGAGGGCCUCAGCCCAGGUGGCAGAUGAACUGAGGCGGAAGCAGGACUGCCUCUUCCGGGUCAUGUUAGAUGAGUCUUCCCAGCUCCACAGCAGACUGGUCCAGCUGCUCUCACACCCUGAUGUGGAGAUUCAGUCCCAGGUGGCUCGCAUCUUGACAUAGACCUCCUUCUCACACUGCACACUUGAACCAUGCACAGCUUAUGCUUCGACACAAUUUGACAAAGCCAUCAACCCUUCACCCUUCAAUGUCAACUAUAAAUCUAUUGACAUAGUCUCAUAAAAUAGAAGGCUUAGAGGCCUUCUGCUGAUAUUAAGCUUUCACUUCUUCACUAUCUAUAUUUACAAUGCUCUAGAGAUCAGAGGUUUUCAAAGUGGGAGUCAGGUCUCCUCAGGGUAGGCUCAAUUGAAGGGAAGGGAACAUUAUUAAAGUAAUUAUUACUUAAGUUAUCAAAGGAGGAUCUCAUAGAGAAGCCUACAUGUGUGUGAUUUAGUUAGAGCAAUAGUAUCGAGAUACAUUUGUUUUCAGGGAGUUUUUUUCUGCUUUACCAGAGUCAGAAAUACCAUAGGACAGACCUAUUAUGUAUUUUUUUGUCUGAUGUUUUGUCAAACGGCAAUAUUAGACUGAUUUAGCUUAAUUGGAGCUAAAAUAGCCAUGAAAUAGCAUAAUCAUGAUCCCAUAGGAAUUUUUUGAGGAGGCCGAAAAGCGUAAGACUUUGAAAACCCCUGCUCUACAUCAAUAUUUUCAUCACAAUUAAGUUAAUUAUCCAUCACACCUCACCAGCCAUAUAUACACUUUCUUUCACUAAAAUGAAUUGAUGAGCAACCAGUGAGCAGGAGCAGACCAUACAUGCAAUAUAACGUAAAACAGACAACCUCUCACUGUCUUUUCCUGCCACCUGCAGCUUAUUCUCAUGACCAGAAAAUGUUUUCCUUCAAAGAUCCACAGUGCCCUCCCUUCUGAGAAAGUCAUGUACUCUCUCUGAAGGCAUGUUCCAGGUGACAUUUCUGAACCCAAACCCACUGCCAAACAUUUUCUAGAGAAUGUGUCAGAACGACCUGCGCAGCUCGACCAAACCACCCUCUGAGGCUCAGAGAGACACUUACUGUAGAUGGAGAGCCGUACACCUUAGCAUGCCUUGGAGACAAGAAUGGCUCAUUUAUAACAUGUUGGAUUUAAAGAUCAUGUUCUUCAAUAAUCUUUGAUUUAUGUAAUUCAUUUGAGAAUCAGUGCAUCAUGACUAGUCAAAGAUCUGUCUGUCGGGAAGAACUUGUAGCUGAAACCUUACCUCCACAUUAAGAAGAGCUACCAAAGUGGAUGGGACACCUUCAAUAAUUAACUUAUUUAUGGUCAUAUGCACAGAAAUUACAGAGAUGCAUGGAGGCAAGAAAAAGGGAGAUUCAAUGACACAAAAUACUGCAAGUUAUAAUAAAUGGAUAACAUAUAAUAUUAAUAAAAUGGAAAAUAUUAUACAUAUGUGGCAGUAAUUACAAAUGAAUAAACUGAAUGUAAAUGGUAAGGAUACAACUUGAGUAAAGCUUGACAUCAAAGGUGCACCAACCGCAGCUUCCUGGGAUAAAACCAGGACGUAACUGGUGGCGUUGCAUCUCUCAAACACGCCGGCAAUACCCCAGGGACGAGCGGGGGGGAAGUAGCAAGGGAAAAGGAUGUGCUGUGAUUGUUUCAGCUACCACACAUAUUGUGCAGAUACGCAGCUUGAAAAUGAAUGGAGGGGUUGACCUCUUACAGAGUAGCCUGUAAUAGUAAUUCCUUUGUUUUCUAACCAUUAGUAUAUUUAAACAUUUUUCUGCAUACAAUGGUUAUUGAAUAACAAAAGAGAUAGAAUGUUAAGUAUGCACUCACAGUAAGUGACAGGCUAGAGCUGUGGAUCAUUGGCUCUCUUGUAGUAUAGAGAGAAAGUGCAUGAAAAAAGGGAUUAUCUCAGAAUAUGAUUUUUAAUGCAAGGAUUUUAUGAUAUGAGCCUGUCCAGGUGUAAUGAAAUGCUGCACAUUUUACUGACCUUAUUGAACCCAAAUCCUAAAAAUCUCUCAGGCACUAUGGUUUACCUAACAGCAGGAGGCUGAUUUACUUGUGACCUAGAUUAUAAGAUUUAUUUAAUGAAGCUUUUUGCCUAUCAAAUGACAAAUGUUUGUUGUGUUUGUUUGAAUGGUGCAAUAAAUACCCUACAAGAUCUGUA
Molecule: messenger RNA, 3076 nt
Organism: Trematomus bernacchii (emerald rockcod)
Lineage: Eukaryota; Metazoa; Chordata; Actinopteri; Perciformes; Nototheniidae
Gene: armc10
Product: armadillo repeat containing 10
Exons: 6
Coding region: 1-1041 (346 amino acids)
Cellular component (GO): mitochondrion
Source: RefSeq, a predicted model, not a curated record